GGGGGGCCAUGGCCCCUGCCCGCCUUGUCCUCUUCCUCCUACUGAUGGCCAUGUGUUUCCAGGAGACCUGUGCUGCUCCAUGGCGAGCACCGGGAGCAGAUGAUGAGCUCAGAGCUCCCUUUCCAGGUGAUCCUUUGGAUCCGGAUUCUGUGCGUGUGCCCGUGGGACAACCCAGAGGCCCUGCUGGUGAAUCAGCAGAAUGGAAUCCUGUCUAUGAGCCUGAGGGGGAUGCUGGAGAUGUGCCUGGAGGAGGUGAUCCAGGUUCCCCUCUAGGUUCUGGGACUGAAUCUCCAGCAGAUCACAUGGGUCCAGAAGAAGGAAAGGAUGAAUCCAAAAGAGUAGAAUACUCCCAGGGCUCAUCCCAUCUCCUAAAUGACCUGCUGAAGGAAAUGGAGAAUGCAGCGCGUGGGACUGACCAACAAACUGCACAGGACGCGCUGCAGGAAGGCAGCCAUCCCACGCUGCCAGUCUGGGACAGAGGAACGCAGAUAGCGCCAACGACUGGCAUGCCAGGGAUGAAUGCUGGGAAAAGCACAAAGGCUGCUGUUCACAAAUCUGUGCGAAAGCGCCACAUCGCAGCGAUGGUACUGUUCUCAGCUGUGCUGCUGUCUGCACUGUUGUUGGCCUGUGGUGCUGCGUUAUGGAUGUGCAAAAAAUACCUAGUGUGCAAGAGAGAAGAAAGAGCAGCAGAACGAGCUCUUCCUGAUACCAACUGAGAGAGUGUUCCAGCUGGAGAUGAGGGCAGAACGGAGCUGGGAGAGGCAACAAGAGAGACUCCUGCCCAACCAAACCAGAAUCUCAACAAUAGUUCCAGUCCAUUCCAUUCUACCAUCCAAGAUACCAAAGGUCUUCAAAGUCAUCUGGAAGACCUGGAGCGUGAACUCAAAGCCAAAAAAGAAGUCCACGGGAACAGUCCUGAGUGCUGCUUUCUGUCAGAGGACAGCCCUGAAGCUGAGAGCGGAGAAUCAGCAGCAGAGCCUUUGUCCUUCACCCUGCAUUCUCCAGGACAAGUAUCAGCAAUAAUUCCAAGAUUCUUAGCUCACCAUAGCUACAGUCCUUUUGAGGGUCGUAGUGAGAACCCAGAAAGUGAGCUUCCUCUGACUGCUGGACAGUAUUGUUUAUUGUCUUUGGAGAUGUGGAUGAGAAUGGCUGGUUUCUGGGAGAGCUGACAGAUGGCACAAGAGGACUGGUCCCUUCCAAUGUGGUUGUGGAAGUUUCCGAUGAUGAACUGGAUACAACGAUGCCUCUAGAGCUUUGUGAUCUCCUGCUGGACACUGAUGAUUAAGUGGAUGCAGAGAUUCCAUAACGCAGCAACAUCCUGUAAAAAUUCCUGCACUGAUUCGUCUGCAAGACUACCCCCUGCUCCACUAGAUGUUCAAGUGGAGUGUGAGCAGGAUGUGGAUCAGCUCCUUCAGGAGCUCUGUGGUGACUGACAGUGUAACUGCAUAGUCUUAUUAUAUAUUAAAAACAAAAAAAAAAGAACCAAAAAAAAACCAAUAAAACAAACAAAAAACCCAACACUGUUCUUUUUCUUGGAUACAUUGACUUGAUACUUUUUCUAGCUGAGACUUUGCAGUGAGUCUUGAAGCAGAUUUGAACUGGUAGAAGUUGGCAGUGUCUGCAUUCCGUUCUCCUAAUUUCCUUGCUGGUCGGAGUUAACGUGCCCUGCAUCCGUUCCCCAGCUCCAGCUGCCUCCUGAAUCAUGAGAGCAGCCUUUCCAUAUUGUGAAAACAGCCCUUUCACAUAGUUGGAGUGGAUUCAUGCUGAAGGACAAGAUGCUUGUGGACAUGUAAGCUCAGGAAAAGAAUGUAGAGUCCAUGGAAACUUGCUGCCAAACAACACUAAGAAAGAAGAAUAGACUCCUGUUGUUGAAGAUGGAACAGUAAAACAGAUGCCCCAGCAAAACACAAUGCCAGUACAAGCUGGUUGGGGCUACUCCCCCUGAAAAGGCUGGAAGUUCACAGCGAGGUAGACUACUAGCCCUCAUUCAAUGACUAGCAGAGACCCCCACCAUGUUUUUAGGACACGUGCUCAAGAGGGUGGGACAAUAUGUUAAUAAUUUCUCAGAAUUCCAGCCCAUCUUCAUGGAAUGUAAUGAAUAUAUGUAUGCAAUGUCUUUAAAUACGUAACCAUUGCUUUUCUCGGUGUGAGAGGUAGGAGGAGAUAUCCCCCUUGCAUCUGGUGCCAUAAUGAGCAUACCUGGUUUAUGACCUUACGUGAGUUAUGAGUUUGAUUCCACACAUCACUCCCUUCACUAUUAAGAGGACUAAGAACUUCUGUCACAGAAGGAUGCCCAUCUGCAAGGCUUACGUUUCAUGCUUCUUCCUUCCUCUCUGCUUGGUAAAACUCCAUGCUGGGCUCAUUUGGAAGGAAGGCUUGGUGUUCUGAUUUCUUGGACAGUCGUUACCUAAAGCCUGGAGUGCCUCUGUCAAGUGUGGCGGUGCAACUCCCGCUCCCCACACUCUCCCCCUUCUCUCAGGCCUCUCAGUGCACUUCUUCUCCUCAGACAAAAGGCGGAGAACCAGUACAUGGAGGUACUCUUCCUCUUCCCUUGCCCCUGCUUGCCUCUGGGUAGCAAGGAGCAAUGAAUUGGAACAUUAGGGGAUGCCCUUGUUGUAUCUGACUCCUGCUUUGUGCCCCAUAGCCCAGGAACAAACCUGGAGACAAUGAUCUCCUGGCAGCCUGGGACAUGUGUACACGAAUCACGGCCCAAGUGGGGUGGCCUGUUGUAUUUGCUCCACACUCAGGUAGACGCAAAUUGUAAGCAGAAGUCAACUUGCAUUUCUUCCAUCCACCUCCCUACUUAUUUCUUACUUCCUCCCACCUGGCCUACAGGCAGGGUUGUGAAUCAUGAAAACAGCUUUUCUAUAUUGUGAAAAGAAGUCUUUUUACAUAACUUGAGUGGACUGUAGCUGGAGGACAGGAGAUGUACACAGGGAAGCCCAAGAACAGGUGGAGUCCAUUAGCCAGCAAACAGAAUUUUUGUAAAGGUCCCCCCAUUUUGAUGGGGGACAUCGGUUACAACUCUUGUCCAGGUAAUUUGGUGUUCCCAUGCCCUGGGGAAGUAGGUGGACUCCAUUACCCAGCAAAAGACAAGGGAUUUUCACCUGAUACCUAAGACCAGCUAGGAUAAGCAACUGUUAUGGGGCAAAGGGUGUCAAAAGAGAUACCGAGAAAGACCCCCCUGGGUUGUAUCUUGGCUCACUGGAAGGACGUUGCUGAUGAGCCAGGGUGAACAUUGGAAGAGAAAACUCUUAUUAAAUAUUGUUAUCAGUGGUGGCCGUUGUUUAAAUUAGAGGGAGGGAAAAGCUGGGUCCUUAAUGGAACGUGAAAUUAUAAAAUACUCCUUUGGUUAAUGUUGUUUCUAAGAAGGGAAAGUAAAUGGGAUGAAGUAG
This is a messenger RNA of Gallus gallus (chicken), 3395 nucleotides long. RefSeq lists its product as uncharacterized. The record is from RefSeq and is a predicted model, not a curated record. NCBI's taxonomy places the organism in Eukaryota, Metazoa, Chordata, Aves, Galliformes, Phasianidae. The transcript is spliced from 8 exons. The coding region runs from base 9 to 716 and encodes 235 amino acids.